Molecule: messenger RNA, 1266 nt
Organism: Ichthyophthirius multifiliis
Lineage: Eukaryota; Ciliophora; Oligohymenophorea; Hymenostomatida
Product: protein kinase domain protein
Exons: 5
Biological process (GO): protein autophosphorylation; peptidyl-serine phosphorylation; intracellular signal transduction
Cellular component (GO): nucleus; cytoplasm
Molecular function (GO): calcium/calmodulin-dependent protein kinase activity; calcium ion binding; ATP binding
Source: RefSeq, a predicted model, not a curated record
AUGGGUUGUGGUAAUGUUAGUACAAUAAAAAAUGAUUUAAAAAUAUCUAUUUAAGAAAAACAUCGUUUAGAAAUGUUAUCAUCUUAAACAAAUAUUAGAGACGUAUAUAAUUUUUAAGGAGUAUUAGGGAAAGGCGGUUUCGGUACUGUAAAAUUAGCAUAUAUACUUUUGAGAGAAUUCGAAACUUUGCGUACUUUAGAUCAUCCUAAUAUAAUAAAAUUUUAUGAAGUUUAUUAGGACGAAAUGUUUUUUUAUAUUUGUAUGGAAUAUUGCGCAGGAGGUGAGUUACUUGAACGUAUUACUUAAAGAAAAUAUUUUAAAGAAAAGGAAGCAGCUUUUAUUAUGGAAAAGCUUUUCUCUGCAGUAAAUCAUAUGCAUUGUAAAGGAAUUGUACAUAGAGAUUUAAAACCUGAAAAUAUCCUUUUUUCAACAAAAAAUAAAGAUAGUGAUUUAAAAAUUGUAGAUUUUGGACUUGCUAAUAAAUUUGACGAUAAAUAAUAAUUAAGUACUAUGGUUGGAACACCUUUGUAUGUUUCACCGGCUGUACUAAAAGGAAAAUAUGAUAAAUCUUGUGAUAACUGGUCAUUGGGUGUUAUUUUAUAUAUUUUAUUAGUAGGCUAUCCUCCCUUUUAUGGAGAAAAUAAAAAUGUAAUCUUUUAGAAAAUAUAAUCUGGAAAAUAUUAAUUGGAAAGUAAAGAAUGGUAAAUGUAUCAAAUGAAGCAAAAGAUUUAGUAAAAAAACUUCUAGUAGUAGAUUCUAAGAAAAUAAUUUAGAUUCCAGAUGCCUUAAGGCAUCCUUGGAUUCUAUAAUUUGCAAGAAGAAUAUCUAAAGAACGACAGGUGGAUUAGCAGCAGGAUUCUCAACAGCCAACUUAGAUCCUGUAGAUUCUAAAUAUUAAACUUAUUGAAGAAUUUUAGAACAACAAGUAAGUUUAAAACCGAAGUUAUGAAAGUAUUGACUGGACUUAUAAAAAUAAAUGAUCUUUAAAUAGUUAUGGAAUAAGCAGGAUUUAAACAUACCAAAGAAGAAAUCGAGAGAAUUGUGAAAAACGUUUCUCCUGAAAGUUAGACAGGGGGAGAGCAUUCGAAUAACAAUUAUAUUACUAUUCAUGACCUUAAAGAAAUAUUCCUAAGAAAUGGCAGGAUUAUUCCAGAAAAUGAAAUUAAGAAAAUGGUUUAAGAAGUAGAUCCUAAUAAUGAUGGAAAAAUAUCUUUAGAAGAAUUUAAAUAGCUUAUGAUUGAAGAAGAAGUUGAUUAUAAAGCAUGA